UACACACAAAAAUAUAAACCCAGGACCUUAGCCUUCUUAAGAAAAGAAUAAAGACAGAGAAGAGGAAGAAACACUGAAUUCGAAACUAAAACACAGGCCACUCCCUUCCUCUCUCUCUCUCUUUUAUCUCCACUAUCAUUUACAGACACUGAGAGUGCAACCCUUUACUCAAUUUUCUUAAAUGGCUUCUUUAGUAUCUUCACCAUUUACGUUACCAACCUCCAAAACUGACCACCUUUCUUCUCUCUCUACAAAGCAUUACUUUCUUCACUCUUUCCUCCCCAAGAAACCCCACCAAACCAACCCAUCAAAGUCCUCCAUUUUAAAAGUAAAAUGUACUGCAAUUGGCAAUGGCCUAUUCACGCAAACCAGCCCAGAAGUUCGUAGAAUUGUCCCAGACAACAAACAGGGCCUCCCUACAGUCAAAAUUGUCUAUGUAGUCUUAGAAGCACAAUACCAAUCAUCACUCACAGCCGCAGUCCAGGCUCUCAACCAAAACCAGAGGAACGCUUCCUUUCAAGUUGUUGGUUACUUGGUUGAAGAGCUUCGUGAUGAAUCAACAUAUAGAGCCUUCUGUAAAGACCUUGAGGAUGCCAAUAUCUUUAUUGGGUCUUUGAUUUUUGUAGAGGAGCUUGCUUUGAAGGUUAAGGAUGCUGUGGAGAAAGAAAGGGAAAGACUUGAUGCAGUGUUGGUGUUUCCUUCAAUGCCUGAGGUAAUGAGACUCAACAAGCUGGGGUCUUUCAGUAUGUCACAGCUGGGACAGUCAAAGAGCCCCUUUUUCCAGCUCUUUAAGAGAAAGAAGCAGUCUGCUGGGUUUGCAGAGAGUAUGUUAAAGCUUGUAAGGACUUUGCCUAAGGUUUUGAAAUAUUUGCCUAGUGAUAAGGCUCAGGAUGCUAGGCUUUAUAUACUUAGUUUGCAGUUUUGGCUAGGAGGCUCACCUGAUAACCUGCAAAAUUUCUUGAAAAUGAUUUCUGGGUCUUAUGUGCCUGCCCUGAAGGGGAUCAAGAUUGAGUAUUCGGACCCGGUUUUAUAUUUGGAUAGUGGGGUUUGGCAUCCUUUGGCUCCUUGUAUGUAUGAGGAUGUGAAGGAGUAUUUGAAUUGGUAUGAUACUAGAAAGGAUGCUAAUGAGAAGCUUAAGGGUCCAAAUGCACCAAUUGUUGGUCUGAUUUUGCAGAGGAGUCACAUUGUUACUGGGGAUGAGAGUCACUAUGUGGCUGUGAUUAUGGAAUUGGAGGCAAAAGGGGCUAAAGUGAUUCCAAUUUUCGCCGGUGGGCUUGACUUUUCAGGGCCUGUGGAGAGGUAUUUGAUUGAUCCAAUCACGAAGAAGCCGUUUGUGCAUUCAGUGAUAUCACUUACUGGUUUUGCACUUGUCGGGGGGCCAGCCAGGCAGGAUCAUCCCAGGGCUGUUGAGGCACUGAGGAAGCUUGAUGUGCCUUAUAUUGUUGCAUUGCCUCUGGUAUUUCAGACAACUGAGGAAUGGUUGAAUAGUACCUUGGGGCUUCACCCAAUUCAGGUAGCUUUGCAAGUUGCUCUGCCAGAGCUAGAUGGAGGCAUGGAGCCCAUUGUUUUUGCCGGUCGGGAUCCUAGAACAGGAAAAUCACAUUGUCUGCACAAGAGGGUGGAGCAACUUUGUACUAGAGCAAUCAGAUGGGGUGAAUUGAAGAGGAAAUCAAAGGCAGAGAAGAAGCUAGCAAUCACAGUCUUCAGUUUCCCUCCUGACAAAGGAAAUGUUGGAACAGCAGCCUACCUUAAUGUCUUUUCAUCCAUCUACUCAGUUCUAAAAGAACUCCACAGGGAUGGUUACAAUGUUGAGGGCCUACCAGAGACUUCAGAAGCCUUAAUUGAAGAUGUAAUUCAUGACAAAGAAGCUCAAUUCAGCAGCCCAAAUCUGAACAUUGCUUACAAAAUGGGUGUCCGUGAAUACCAAAGCUUAACUCCCUAUGCCACAGCAUUGGAGGAAAACUGGGGAAAACCUCCUGGGAAUCUAAACUCUGAUGGAGAGAGUCUAUUGGUAUAUGGUAAACAGUAUGGUAAUGUAUUCAUUGGGGUUCAGCCUACAUUUGGCUAUGAGGGUGACCCGAUGCGGCUGUUGUUCUCCAAAUCAGCUAGCCCACAUCAUGGCUUUGCAGCAUAUUACUCUUUUGUUGAGAAAAUUUUCAAAGCUGAUGCUGUUCUUCACUUUGGCACUCAUGGAUCACUUGAAUUCAUGCCUGGAAAACAGGUUGGAAUGAGUGAUGUCUGCUACCCUGACAGUCUGAUUGGGAAUAUUCCCAAUGUCUAUUACUAUGCAGCUAAUAACCCAUCUGAAGCAACAAUAGCAAAGCGCCGGAGCUAUGCCAAUACCAUCAGCUAUCUGACUCCCCCAGCAGAAAAUGCUGGGCUAUACAAGGGGCUUAAACAGUUAAGUGAGCUCAUCUCCUCAUAUCAAUCCCUUAAAGACACUGGCCGUGGGCCACAAAUUGUGAACUCUAUCAUCAGCACGGCUAAACAAUGUAAUCUUGACAAGGAUGUGAAACUCCCUGAUGAGGGAGAGGCAAUCUCAGCAAAUGAAAGAGAUCUUGUGGUUGGAAAGGUAUAUUCCAAGAUCAUGGAGAUUGAAUCCCGCCUUUUGCCUUGUGGGCUCCAUGUCAUUGGUGAGCCUCCAUCAGCCAUGGAAGCAGUUGCAACUCUGGUUAACAUUGCUGCGCUAAACCGUCCUGAAGAUGGAAUUUCAUCACUCCCAGAUAUACUAGCUGAGACUGUAGGAAGAGAUAUAGAGGAAGUCUAUAGAGGGAGUGACAAAGGAAUUUUGAAGGAUGUAGAGCUUCUUCGGCAAAUAACUGAAGCAUCACGUGGAGCUAUUACUUCCUUUGUUGAGAAAACAACCAAUAAGAAGGGCCAAGUUGUUGAUGUAGCUGAUAAACUGAGUUCAAUCCUUGGGUUUGGUAUAAAUGAACCAUGGAUUCAGUACUUGUCUAACACAAAAUUUUACAGGGCCGAUAGGGAAAAACUUAGAACAUUGUUUCAGUUUUUAGGAGAGUGUUUGAAGCUGGUUGUGGCUGAUAAUGAGUUGGGGAGUUUGAAACAAGCAUUAGAGGGAAAAUAUGUGCUUCCAGGGCCUGGUGGUGACCCAAUUAGAAACCCAAAAGUAUUGCCAACAGGAAAGAAUAUUCAUGCACUUGAUCCACAAUCUAUUCCCACAACAGCAGCAAUGCAGAGUGCAAAAAUUGUGGUGGAGAGGUUGAUAGAGAGGCAGAAGGCUGACAACGGGGGAAAGUAUCCUGAGACAGUAGCACUUGUAUUGUGGGGAACAGAUAAUAUCAAGACCUAUGGUGAGUCCUUGGCUCAGGUCUUGUGGAUGGUUGGUGUGAUGCCAAUUGCUGAUUCAUUAGGUCGAGUGAACCGGGUGGAGCCAGUAAGCCUUGAAGAGCUUGGAAGGCCUAGGAUUGAUGUCGUUGUUAAUUGCUCUGGAGUGUUCAGAGAUCUCUUUAUCAAUCAGAUGAAUCUCCUGGACCGGGCAGUAAAGAUGGUAGCCGAACUAGAUGAACCAGAAGACCAAAACUAUGUUAGGAAGCACGCUCUAGAACAAGCCAAAACCCUUGGGAUUGGUGUUCGGGAAGCUGCAACUCGGGUUUUCUCCAAUGCCUCAGGGUCCUACUCCUCAAACAUAAAUCUUGCUGUGGAGAAUUCUUCGUGGAAUGACGAGAAGCAGCUACAAGACAUGUACUUGAGCCGAAAGUCUUUUGCUUUUGAUAGUGAUGCCCCUGGUGUAGGCAUGACUGAGAAAAGAAAAGUUUUUGAGAUGGCUCUGAGCACAGCUGAUGCCACAUUCCAAAACCUUGAUUCUUCAGAGAUCUCACUCACUGAUGUGAGUCACUACUUUGACUCAGACCCAACUAAUCUAGUACAGAACCUGAGGAAGGAUGGGAAGAAGCCUAGUGCAUAUGUUGCAGACACCACCACAGCUAAUGCUCAGGUACGGACCCUUUCUGAGACUGUGCGUCUUGAUGCGCGAACAAAGUUGUUGAACCCCAAGUGGUAUGAAGGAAUGAUGGCUAGUGGAUACGAGGGUGUUCGUGAAAUUGAGAAAAGGCUUACUAAUACAGUUGGGUGGAGUGCAACUUCUGGCCAAGUUGAUAAUUGGGUGUAUGAAGAGGCCAACUCAACUUUCAUUCAGGAUGAGGAUAUGUUGAACAGGCUAAUGAGCAAAAAUCCAAAUUCCUUCAGGAAGUUGGUUCAAACUUUCUUGGAGGCCAAUGGACGUGGGUACUGGGAGACCUCUGAACAGAAUAUUGAGAGAUUAAGGCAGUUGUACUCAGAAGUUGAAGACAAGAUUGAAGGGAUUGAUAGGUGAACUGCAAAUCAACUGUGAGAAAGUUUGUAAAGUGCAAAUACCAAAAACACUGAUAAUUUCCUUGAGUUUCUCUCUGUGUAGGGUACAUUGCUGUAAUUUUGCGCAAUGUAUGUAAUGUGAAUUUUUUUAUCCAUUGCCUAGUGUAAUUUAAUUCAUUUUCGGGGAUACA
Molecule: messenger RNA, 4502 nt
Organism: Quercus robur (English oak)
Lineage: Eukaryota; Viridiplantae; Streptophyta; Magnoliopsida; Fagales; Fagaceae
Product: magnesium-chelatase subunit ChlH, chloroplastic
Exons: 5
Coding region: 182-4333 (1383 amino acids)
Biological process (GO): chlorophyll biosynthetic process
Cellular component (GO): chloroplast
Molecular function (GO): magnesium chelatase activity
Source: RefSeq, a predicted model, not a curated record